Limulus polyphemus (Atlantic horseshoe crab) is the source of this 733-nucleotide messenger RNA. It is a transcript of the gene mRpL55, whose product is annotated as 39S ribosomal protein L55, mitochondrial-like. The record is from RefSeq and is a predicted model, not a curated record. NCBI's taxonomy places the organism in Eukaryota, Metazoa, Arthropoda, Merostomata, Xiphosura, Limulidae. Gene Ontology annotation, molecular function: structural constituent of ribosome. Gene Ontology annotation, cellular component: mitochondrial large ribosomal subunit. The coding region runs from base 286 to 669 and encodes 127 amino acids. Gene Ontology annotation, biological process: translation. The transcript has 5 exons.
GUAUAUCACUAUCAGGAAUUUGCUUACUUGUGAAAGUGCCUAGUAUUAUUAUUACAUUAAGGACUGGAGAAUGUCCGAAUCACAAACUUUAUGAUAUAGAACCUGGACUUUAAAUCCACCAUUCUAGUUGAGAUGUUUAGGGUGAAUUGGCAUAAACUGAAACGGUGUAUAACAGCAGAGUCAUGUAGUAGCAAAUGAAUGACUACAUUAAAAGCCAUGUGAAAUUAACAUGUUUUGCUAAUCUGUCUGUUAUUUCAAUUUUAUGUGGUGGUGUUAUGGAUCAUAAUGACAAUGUUGCAUAGAACAAUUUUUAUGAAAAACUUUGGUUUGUUAAAUGUUUGGAGAUCAAGUUUACUUUAUGUUUGUUCUUCAUCAUUAUGUGUGAGGAACAAUUCAAGUUUAGCAAGCACUACAAAAGUUCAUAGGCUAAUUUACAAGAGAUUAUAUCCAACUGUGCUGGUGUUACCAGAUGGGUCUACUGUCAACAUCAGGUACCAUGAGCCAAGAAAAAUUAUCAAACUCCCCCUAGAUAUGAACUCAUUGACUGAGGAAGAACAAAAGCAACGAUUAGCACGAAGAAAACCAAAAGAAAAACUUGUUGUAGAGGAAGAAAUUGAAGAUAGUUUUGAUGCUAACAAAUAUAUUAAAAUGUCAAAACAGAAGAGAUGAAUUCUUUUGAAAGCUGGAAUGACAUUGUGUGAAUACAUUAUUAAAACUUGUCAUAUUAGUUUAA